This is a messenger RNA of Arachis ipaensis, 3378 nucleotides long. RefSeq names its product homeobox-leucine zipper protein ATHB-15. The record is from RefSeq and is a predicted model, not a curated record. Gene Ontology annotation, molecular function: DNA-binding transcription factor activity; DNA binding; lipid binding. NCBI's taxonomy places the organism in Eukaryota, Viridiplantae, Streptophyta, Magnoliopsida, Fabales, Fabaceae.
UUUCACUUUAGGGUUUCUUUCUUGUCUUCCUUUCAUUCCCAAACCCAAAUCCCCAAUCAACCAACUUCCCUGAAACCCCCCAAAAAAGGUGUUUUUUUUUUUUUAAAUUCUCUCCGUCGUCUUUGAUGCUACCAGCUCAAUUACUGCGUUGUUGUGUUUCUAUGGUGGUUGUUUGAUUAUUUGAAAGCGAUGGUUCCGAGAUCAGCUGAGCUUCGAAAAGUUUCACUUCGACGAUGAUGAAGAUCGGCGGUGGAGUGGAGUGGUCUCGUUUCAGCUCCUUCUGAAUCCCUGAGGGUUCGGAGGGAACACUCUGUUUUCCGAGCUCUUCACCUCAAUCCAAUCGGCAGUAUCAUCUCUUUCUUCAAGCUGUCUCUGGAUUUUCGAUUUUCCUUCAGGAGAGGUUGUGGUGGAUGAUUCCGGGAUUCAGAUCGUCGCUGUUUUCUUCAUAAGUUUUCUUCCAAGUCACUGAUCUCCGGAAAAAAAAUGUAUACUUAGUUACUUACUCAUUGAAAGAUCAUUUAUUGGAAGCUGUAUAUAGAAGAAGGUGGGUAAAGCUUGCUUCUUUGUUGUGAGUUGGAAGUGUUAACAAAGUUUGGUGUGGUGGGGGGUGGUGUUUUGUGAAGACACUGUUGAAUUUGUUGUUGUUGUUGUUUGUGAGUUGUGAGGGUAGUUAGGUAGCGAUGUCAAUGUCCUGCAAGGAUGGUAAACCAGGAUUGGAUAACGGCAAGUAUGUCCGUUACACACCUGAGCAGGUUGAGGCCCUCGAGAGGCUCUACCAUGACUGCCCCAAACCCAGCUCCAUUCGCCGCCAGCAGCUCAUCCGCGAGUGCCCCAUUCUCUCCAACAUUGAGCCCAAGCAAAUCAAAGUUUGGUUCCAGAACAGAAGAUGUAGGGAGAAGCAGAGGAAAGAGGCUUUGCGACUUCAGGCUGUGAAUAGGAAACUGACAGCCAUGAACAAGCUGCUGAUGGAGGAGAAUGAUAGGUUGCAGAAGCAGGUUUCUCAGUUGGUGUAUGAAAAUGGCUACUUUCGUCAGCAUACCCAAAAUACUUCUCUGCCAACCAAAGACACAAGCUGUGAAUCCGCCGUGACUAGUGGUCAACGCAGCUUGACAAAUCAGCAUCCCCCAAGGGAUGCAAGUCCUGCAGGGCUUUUGUCCAUUGCAGAAGAGACUUUAGCAGAGUUUCUUUCAAAGGCUACUGGAACUGCUGUUGAGUGGGUCCAAAUGCCUGGAAUGAAGCCUGGUCCGGAUUCCAUUGGAAUCGUUGCUAUUUCUCAUGGUUGCACUGGUGUGGCAGCACGAGCCUGCGGCCUGGUGGGUCUAGAACCCACAAGGGUUGCAGAAAUACUCAAAGAUCGACCUUCAUGGUUCCGUGAUUGCCGAGCUGUUGAUGUGCUGAAUGUGCUGCCCACAGCAAAUGGUGGAACCAUUGAGCUGCUUUAUAUGCAGCUAUAUGCGCCAACCACGUUGGCACCUGCUCGCGACUUCUGGUUGCUGCGCUACACAUCUGUGUUGGAAGAUGGAAGCUUAGUGAUCUGUGAGAGGUCUCUUAAGAAUACACAAAAUGGUCCAACCAUGCCUCCUGUGCAGCAUUUUGUUAGAGCAGAGAUGUUGCCUAGUGGGUACCUGAUAAGACCUUGUGAAGGAGGUGGCUCCAUCAUUCAUAUUGUUGAUCAUAUGGAUUUGGAGCCUUGGAGUGUUCCUGAAGUAUUGCGUCCACUGUACGAAUCAUCAACGGUGCUGGCUCAGAAGACGACAAUGGCGGCCCUACGUCAGCUAAGGCAGAUUUCACAUGAAGUUUCUCAGUCUAAUGUCACUGGGUGGGGCAGACGACCAGCCGCUCUUCGAGCACUUGGCCAGAGACUGAGCCGGGGUUUCAAUGAGGCACUCAAUGGAUUUACUGAUGAGGGAUGGUCAACGAUUGGUAAUGAUGGUGUUGACGAUGUUACAAUUCUAGUGAAUUCAUCACCUGACAAGUUGAUGGGUCUGAAUCUUUCCUUUGCCAAUGGAUUUCCUUCUGUCAGUAAUGCAGUUUUAUGUGCCAAAGCUUCAAUGCUGUUACAGAAUGUGCCUCCAGCCAUUCUUCUAAGGUUCCUGCGGGAGCACAGGUCAGAAUGGGCAGACAAUAACAUGGAUGCGUACUCAGCUGCUGCCAUUAAAGUUGGUCCUUGCAGCUUAUCAGGAUCUCGCGUAGGAAAUUAUGGGGGUCAAGUUAUUCUUCCUCUAGCCCACACUAUUGAGCAUGAGGAGUUUCUGGAAGUGAUUAAAUUGGAAGGAAUUGCUCAUUCUCCUGAAGAAGCAAUGAUGCCCAGAGAAGUCUUUCUUCUGCAACUAUGUAGUGGAAUGGAUGAGAAUGCUGUUGGAACCUGUGCUGAACUUAUUUUUGCUCCAAUUGAUGCAUCCUUCGCUGAUGAUGCCCCCCUUCUGCCUUCAGGAUUUCGCAUCAUUCCUCUUGAUUCUGGAAAGGAAGCAUCCAAUCCAAAUCGUACCCUUGACCUUGCAUCUGCCCUGGAUAUUGGCCCCACUGGAAACAGAGCUUCGAAUGAAACUUCUGGAAAUUCUGGCUCUGUGAGAUCUGUGAUGACAAUAGCAUUUGAAUUUGCAUUUGAAAGCCAUAUGCAAGAGCAUGUAGCUUCCAUGGCACGCCAGUAUGUUCGCAGCAUUAUAUCAUCAGUCCAAAGGGUAGCAUUAGCGCUUUCACCUUCUCAUUUGAGUUCACAAGCUGGGCUUAGGACACCAUUAGGCACUCCUGAAGCACAAACUCUUGCUCGCUGGAUCUGCAAUAGCUACAGGUGCUACUUGGGUGUUGAGCUACUUAAAUCGAAUAAUGAGGGGAACGAAUCUCUUCUCAAGUCAUUGUGGCAUCACUCGGAUGCACUAUUGUGCUGCACUCUAAAGGCAUUGCCAGUGUUUACUUUUGCAAACCAAGCAGGGCUUGACAUGCUGGAGACUACCUUAGUUGCACUGCAGGAUAUAACUCUAGAGAAGAUAUUUGAUGAUCAUGGCAGAAAGAUUCUCUGCUCAGAGUUUCCCCAAAUCAUUCAACAGGGCUUUGCAUGCCUUCAAGGUGGUAUAUGUCUUUCAAGUAUGGGGCGACCAAUCUCUUAUGAAAGAGUAGUGGCUUGGAAGGUGCUGAAUGAAGAGGAGAAUGCACAUUGUAUUUGCUUUAUGUUUAUGAACUGGUCUUUUGUUUAAACAUUAUGUGUUUUAAGUCUAGGAACCGCAAGUGUCCAACACCAACUCUUUUUAAGACAUAUUUUGUUGGCUGCUGUUGUUUUAAUUUCCUAUAUUUGAUGCCUAAGACUUGGAUUGCCUGUAAAACCUACUUUAUGUGUUAACCUAUGUUAUGUUUAUUAAUGUCUGAUUCCCAGUCUAUUAU